Gigantopelta aegis is the source of this 838-nucleotide messenger RNA. RefSeq lists its product as uncharacterized. The transcript is spliced from 5 exons. The record is from RefSeq and is a predicted model, not a curated record. NCBI's taxonomy places the organism in Eukaryota, Metazoa, Mollusca, Gastropoda, Neomphalida, Peltospiridae. The coding region runs from base 1 to 498 and encodes 165 amino acids.
AUGUCCAAAAGUAUUGAAGAAGAUGGACAAGGGUAUGUGAACACCGCAUUUGCUCAAGAAUACCCAGAUAUGCUAGACAAUGAGCUCUAUGUUCAGUCUAGGACUUCACCAGACAAUGGAAAUAUAGCAGCGAAGGACGACAGUGCGACUGAUGAAGACAAACUGACGGUCAAAGCAGACGACAUCAGUGCUAUGUACUCGGUCGUCGACAAAAGUCGAAAACAUACGAAACUUACCGAGCACGAAAUCAGUUCUAUGUACGCGGUCGUCAAGAAGAAUACAAUGUCAGCAGACGACACCGAGAACAGACGAAGCAAUGGCAGUCUCCCAGAGAUGGACGUUUCUGAAGAUGUCUCCAGCAUGUAUACGCAGGUGAAUAAGAAGAAACGAAAAGAAAACAAAGACAUCGAGUUGGGACAGAAAGAUACAGUUGAAGGUCAUGAUGUGGAAAAUGCUAAUGCUCAGUCUGAGUGUACCAAUGUCUAUCAAAAUAUUUAAACUGCAAGACCAUUAUUUCAAUAGCUAUGUGGACAUAUAGAACAAUCUUGAAUUUAACGGACAGAAAUAUGUGUAUAGCAAAGGGUGUACCAUUGCACAUGAUAAAGGUGAAUAGGCAUCAAAGAAGUGGAAACGUUGGCCUUACAAGUCAACAAUAAGUUUGAACAAUAAAACCGUCGUCAGUAACAAUGAUUUGAACAACUGAACACAUUGUAUUAGUGAUAUAUCAUCUGUAUGUUUCAGUAAUGACCAGUAAAUGCCCGAGUCAGAGGAGUUGGUCGAGUAUUUUGUAUAUAGCAGUUUGGCAGAUCGUUACUAUGUUGUUAUAUGAGCCCCUGAG